CGGGACUGUCGGCAGCAAUCUGGAGGGAAGGAGAGAGACAUGGGCUGUGUGAGCAGCCGAGAGAGCUCCACUAGAGCAUGGAAGCCAUUAGAGCAACGCAGCUGCACAGACAUACCAUGGUUACUGAUAUUUAUCCUGUUCUGUAUUGGAAUGGGUUGUAUUUGUGGGUUUUCAAUAGCCACAGGAGCAGCACAGAGACUAAUUUUUGGCUAUGACAGUUAUGGAAACAUUUGUGGCCAGAAGAACCACAAAGUAGAAGGUAUUGAAUUAAGUGGGAUUGACCACACAAAUAACAAAUUUGUCUUUUUCUUGGAUCCUUGCAACCUGGAUCUGACCAAGAUGAAAAUCAAAUCCAUGGCGCUGUGUGUGUCUACAUGUCCAGCCACUGAGAUGAAAUAUCCUAAGGACGUUGAAAAAUUUGCAAAGGAAAAUGGAUCAUUGCUGUGCUCUUAUGAAGUGAGUCCAGACAAGUAUGUAAAGGAAUGGAAAAGAUCGAAAUGUCCUAAACUUCCUGUUCCAGUUAGUAAGCCUGUGCCAUUCUUCCAUCGUUGUGCCCCAGUGAACAUUUCCUGCUAUGCCAAUUUUUCUGCGGCCCUGAUCAACUUCUUCCGUGACAAUAGUGUCUUGCAGAGAGUGAUUAGUGGAGUAAUGACCAGCAAAGAAAUUAUAGUAGGACUUUGUUUUAUUUCACUAGUUUUGUCAAUGAUAUUGAUGGUGGUGAUCCGCUACAUCUCCAGAGUGCUUGUUUGGAUCCUUACAAUUCUCACUAUCGUUGGCUCCAUUGGUGGCACAGCUCUUCUUUGGUGGUUGUAUGUUGAUCAGAAGAAGGCUGAAAGUGAAGAGCAGUCAAAGGAUCAAGCUGAAAUGGCAUUUGAUAAUGCUCAGGCUUUUCUGGUGUACGCCAUUGCAGCUACAAUAUUCACAGUCAUUUUACUGCUCCUUAUCCUAAUCAUGAGGAAACGUGUGGCUCUUACCAUCUCCUUGUUCCAUGUGGCAGGGAAAGUCUUCAUUCAUCUUCCAUUCCUAGUCUUACAGCCACUUUGGACUUUCCUGGCCCUUAUACUUUUCUGGGUAUACUGGGUCAUGAUUCUCCUUUUCCUGGGUACUGCAGGAGAUCAAGUUCUAGAUGAGCAAGGUCUUGUGGAAUUUAAAAUGUCAGGUCCCCUUCAAUAUAUGUGGAUUUAUCAUCUGGUUGGCCUGAUCUGGAUCAGUGAGUUCAUUCUGGCCUGUCAGCAGAUGACAGUGGCUAGUGCUGUGGUAACCUACUAUUUUACAAGGGAUAAGAAAAACUUGCCAGCGACCCCCAUAGUUACUUCAAUAUUCCGUAUAAUUCGGUACCAUAUGGGAACUGUGGCCAAAGGUUCCUUCAUCAUCACACUGGUAAAGAUCCCACGACUGAUCCUAAUGUAUAUUCACAGCAAGCUGAAAGGCAAGGAGAAUGCAUGUGCCAGGUGCAUGCUGAAGUCUUGCAUCUGCUGUCUCUGGUGUUUGGAGAAGUGCCUCAAUUUUCUGAAUCAGAAUGCAUACACUGCAACAGCCAUCAAUAGUACCAGCUUCUGUACCUCAGCCAGGGAGGCCUUUGUCAUCCUCGUGGAAAACGCUUUGAGGGUGGCUGCCAUCAACACAGUCGGUGACUUUGUACUGUUCUUGGGAAAGGUUCUCAUCGUGUGCAGCACAGGCUUUAUUGGGAUUUUGCUUCUGAAUCACCAACAAGAUUAUACAGUGUGGGCCCUGCCCCUCAUUAUCGUUUGCCUGUUUGGUUUCUUUGUGGCACACUGUUUCCUCUCCAUAUAUGAAAUGGUGGUAGAUGUUCUCUUCCUGUGUUUCGCCAUUGACACAAAGUACAACGAUGGAACCCCGGGGCGAGAGUUCUACAUGGAUAAAUCUUUAAUGGAGUAUGUGGAAAACAGUCGAAAAGCAUUGAGGGAUGCUGAUCAAGGGAGAGGUGGUAGUGGGGGAGAGAUGAAGCCAAUGGCCUCUGGAGCAACUUCUGCAUGAUUACAACCAACUUAUGGAACAUAGCAGGCAUUCCAAAAAGGGGCUUUUUUUUAAACACUUCUUUUUUGCGAGUUCUUAAAAAGCUCUGAAGUUUCGCAAGUUCAUAGCUUUACAGUGCCCAGGGUGUUUAUUUUCCAAAAUAGAUUUAAUUUGGACAGUUGUGCUUCAUUUUUCUUUCCCUCCCUGGAACUUUGCCAAUAAUAUGCAAUAAUUUGCAACAAUAUGCAGCUAGUUUAAAAAUGCAUUUCUUGGGGAUUUUAGUGACUCAACGUUUUGUAAUGAACCGCCAAUUUGACAUAACCACGUGUGUCCCAGUUCCAGGAAUCCCAUUCAGUAAAGUAUUGUCAUCCUAAAGGGAAUAUCAUGACUUGAGCUUUAAACACUAAAACGUGUAACUAUUGUUUGUAUGCGUUUCACAAUGCUCUUUUAUAAAUGAGCUGUGCAGCAAUAUCAAUGAAGUUUUAUAACAAUAUUCAGAAUAAUAUUUUGCGUGAUGACUUGUGCUGACUACAAAGGUGUACCUUACGGAAAUGCAAUACUGUAAUUUGGUGUUUUUUUAAGCAAAACACCUUGUUUUUUUUAACUCCUGGGUAUUUGACAGCUAUGCUUUAAAAAUGAAUGGUCUUGUAUCAAGUUUUCUGGAGCCAUUGUUUAAUCCAGUCGGACUCCUGUUGGAAGGAGCAUUUUUUAAUAUUAGCUGCUUUUCUGCUAAGCAUAAAUUUUGACUUAUCAUUGAAGCUUAUUUGUGGAUGCAAAUGAUUAACAUUGAUAUGCCAAAUGUUGAGAGGCAAAACCUGCAAUGAAUAUAUUAACAUUGAUUUUUAUUCCUUAACAAUUCUAGAAUAACAGUAACUGGAUCUAGAUCCUUUUGUAAAUAACCACUUUAGAAUUUUUACAUGACCCUGAUUCUCGCUCUUCCAUCUCUCUCUUUCCCAGGGGAUUACUGGAUUGUAAAAUUACAAAAUUGCUUCUAUUUAUUCAUUAUAAAAACCUUCCUCUAAAGUUGAGUCUAAAACCUUGUAUUGCAACAAAAUCAUGAACUACAGUGCACAUUAUUUCAUCACCUUGAACUUUUUACUAUUCCUUUCAGUUAAAACCUGUAAUUCAGCAAUUUGUUCAGUCUUACAAAUAUCAAAGUAAGCUGCAAAAAUAUUUUCAGGACUCUUUUGAAAAAGCAACAAAGCUGUGGUUUACCACUGACCUCUCUAACUGAAGAAAUGAUUGCACUGUCAAAUUUAUGGCCCAAAAUAGAAGCAUAGAAGUCUACUCUAAUGUUUGCACAUACACACAUUUAUUUUUAAGUUUAAGUUUUUGGGAAAUAAGGUUUAGUGGUCUUGUUUAACCUAUUUUGAUUUUCUUGUGAAUUGUUUGCUGAAUUGUGAGGAUUAUAUCAUCAGUUAUAUGCAGAAAUCUUUCCCAGAAAUGUGGGUGAAAAUCGCAAUACAUCAAGAUUUAGUCAGCUAAUCUUUAUUUAACUGACCUGGGUGUGGCUUGCUUUACCCCCCUUUUCACCUCUCACUUUACUCUCUCAAGUCUGUCAUAGUGGCUAUGCCAAAAAUGCUGGCUGCAUAUGGUAUUACUGGAUUAGUGUGAUUAGUAGAUUGUUUUGGUGAGUUAAAGCGAUAACCCACUAACCAAUAGUCCAAUGUUAUGGGGUGCAAUGGACAGUUUGGGGGCUAACUAUUUUCCCAGGUGAGGGAGUGAGUAGGUGGUUAGCCCAGUCAAUUAAUUUAAGUUGACGACCAGCCUCAUGAUACUGUUCAUUAUCAAUUUUCACCUUCAAACUGAAGAAAAGAUUGAGUGAAGUGUUUGACUAAUGAUUAGUCAUAACUUGCAGCUUGUUAAAAUAAAUCAGAUGUUUUAUCUGUUUUGAAAGGGUUAAAGUGUUCUGCUUUGAGGUUUAACUCUACAAGCUCCAUGAGGGCCAUGACUAACAUGAAACACCUUUUUUGAUAAGCAAGAGGAGCAUAUUUAUUAGGGGGCCAAAUUGAGGUGAGGUGCUUUCCAAACUUUAGGUUUUACAAUCUGGCUUGAUCACAUGUUGAAAGGGGAAAAUGGAGUAAAGUUGAUGUAAAGUUGCUUCAACCGACACCAAAACACACCUUUUAUUUCCAUUAUGAUCUCUACAAUGAAUUCUUUCUGGUAGGUUUCCGUCUUAUAUUGCAUUGGUGUCCAGUUUAUCUGCACUACAUUUUAAUCGCACAAAUGUUGCCGAAUGUCAAUUCAAAAUGUUACCAGCAAGAUUCGGCAAAACUUUCUUUUCAACUGCCAAGCGGUUGGAAAUUGCUGAAAAUCAUUGGUUUGGUUCCACAUUCCAUUUGCCAACUCCAAAUAAAGUUGUGUGCCUCUGUUCAAUAUAUUUUGUGGUCUGCUGGGUGACUGAACACAGAGAUAACCUGUAUUCUAUCAUGUGAGCUAAUUACUGACACUCCGCUAACUGAAAAUUAUUUUACAUACAUUCCAUAUAGUUUCAUUCCUGGACUGUAACUUUGUAAUAUUUGUAUUAAAAUUCAGCUUUUGUUAAUAAAAGAAAAUCCUUUA
Molecule: messenger RNA, 4539 nt
Organism: Callorhinchus milii (elephant shark)
Lineage: Eukaryota; Metazoa; Chordata; Chondrichthyes; Chimaeriformes; Callorhinchidae
Product: choline transporter-like protein 1
Exons: 16
Coding region: 40-1998 (652 amino acids)
Biological process (GO): transmembrane transport
Cellular component (GO): membrane
Molecular function (GO): transmembrane transporter activity
Source: RefSeq, a predicted model, not a curated record